UGGCCCAGCAUGUCUGUCUCAGGCCCCCUCCCUCGCAGUGUGUCACAACCGCGGAGGCGGCCGUAUCUGGAGCAGUUGGGGUGGGCAGGCCCAGCUGGGAGGCGAGCGGGCGAAGAGAGCGGCCACGAUGGUGAGACUUCCCCGCCCGGGCUGGCCCCGGACGCGCGCAGAGGGAAUGCAUAUCGGUCCAUGUGGGUCAAGCCGGAGUUCAGAUUGGCAAUGCCUGCUGGGAGCUCUUCUGCUUGGAGCACGGCAUCCAGGCGGAUGGAACCUUUGGCACUCAGGCCAGCAAGAUCAACGAUGACGACUCCUUUACCACCUUCUUCAGUGAGACUGGCAACGGGAAACACGUGCCCCGGGCUGUCAUGGUGGACCUGGAGCCUACCGUAGUAGAUGAGGUGCGGGCAGGAACCUACCGCCAGCUCUUCCAUCCUGAGCAGCUGAUCACAGGCAAGGAGGAUGCAGCUAACAAUUACGCCCGCGGGCACUAUACGGUGGGCAAGGAGAGUAUCGAUCUGGUGCUGGACCGAAUCCGUAAACUGACUGAUGCCUGCUCCGGCUUGCAGGGCUUCCUCAUCUUCCACAGCUUUGGUGGGGGCACAGGAUCUGGCUUUACUUCUCUGCUGAUGGAGCGCCUUUCCCUAGACUAUGGCAAGAAGUCCAAGCUGGAAUUUGCCAUCUACCCAGCCCCCCAGGUCUCCACAGCAGUGGUGGAGCCUUACAACUCCAUCCUGACCACCCAUACCACCCUGGAACAUUCCGACUGUGCUUUCAUGGUGGAUAACGAAGCCAUCUACGACAUCUGCCGCAGGAACCUGGAUAUUGAACGCCCCACCUAUACCAACCUCAACCGCCUCAUCAGCCAGAUUGUGUCCUCCAUCACUGCCUCUCUCCGCUUUGAUGGCGCCCUCAAUGUGGACCUCACAGAGUUUCAGACCAACCUGGUACCCUACCCCCGAAUCCACUUCCCGCUGGUCACUUACGCCCCCAUCAUUUCUGCUGAGAAAGCCUACCACGAGCAGCUGUCUGUGGCAGAGAUAACUAGCUCCUGUUUCGAGCCCAACAGCCAGAUGGUGAAGUGUGACCCACGUCAUGGCAAAUACAUGGCCUGCUGCAUGCUCUACCGCGGUGAUGUGGUACCCAAGGACGUGAAUGUCGCCAUUGCUGCCAUCAAGACCAAGAGAACUAUUCAGUUUGUUGACUGGUGUCCCACAGGUUUCAAGGUGGGCAUCAACUACCAGCCACCUACUGUCGUGCCAGGAGGGGACCUGGCCAAAGUCCAGCGAGCCGUGUGCAUGCUGAGCAACACCACAGCAAUCGCAGAGGCCUGGGCCCGCCUUGACCAUAAGUUUGACCUCAUGUACGCCAAGCGGGCCUUUGUACAUUGGUAUGUUGGAGAGGGUAUGGAAGAAGGAGAGUUUUCUGAGGCCAGGGAGGACCUGGCUGCUCUGGAGAAGGAUUAUGAAGAAGUGGGGACUGAUUCGUUUGAAGAAGAGAAUGAGGGGGAGGAAUUUUAAAUAUACACUUGCCCCAUGACUAUGCCUCUUUCUUUGUGUUGGUUCCACUCACAGCAUGCUGGGUUCCUAGUGCUGCGUUCAGACACCCAGCUGCAGAUGCACAUGGUCUCUCCUGUUUUCUCCUCUUAGGAUGCUGGGCUCACUCUUCUGUGGGGAAAAGGAAACCACAGAAAGAGAAAGUGACAGGCAGGCCUCUCAGUCCCAGCCUACUUCCUGUCCUACAUAGACGGGCCCCUGACUCCAGCACCCAGGCAUUGUGACCAGACACAAGGACACUGAACAUACAGGGAACUCCCUCUGGAAUAGAAUAUUUCAUUACUGAAGGAUGAAAGUGAACAGGUCACGAACAUGGGGUUAAGAAACUUAAUUCUAGUUUAGACUGAGUUGCCCUAAGACAGAGCCUGCUGUUGGAAGAAUAGGACCACACCAGCAAAAACCCAGUCUGGGAAGAUGCUGCAGAGAGAUGGGAUGGACAGACGCUUGUGUGAUGGAUCCACAGCACAGCCCUGACCUCGUCUGGAUCGAUCACAUUCGUUCAUCAAGAGUUUGAGUAUCUCUAUCCCUUUCCCUCUCGGGUGUGUUCCAAGACCCUCACUAGAUGACGACCACCAAGAGUCCUGUCCCUGUACCUAUGUCUGUCUGUCUGUCUGUCUGUGUUUUUCUAUACUUACACACAUUAUGAAGUAUAAUUUAGACACCAGCACAGUGAGACAUUAGCAAUCACCAUCAACAGACUGUAAGAACUAAGACAAAAUUCUGUAAUAAAAGUUAUGCGAAGACCUGGGGUGUACAGUUCUGUGGUGAGCAAGUGCUUAGCACCUGUGACUGGGUUCAUUUUCUACCACUGUACUCAGAGGGACAGAGCAGCAGAUGUGUCUGCUUCCUCCUGUUUCCUCAUCGGUGGAUGUCAUAACUCACUCUUCUAUGGGAAAAGGAAACCAUAGAAAGAGAAAGUGAAAUGGAUGGUGUCUGAAGUCUACUCUCUGACCCAGGCACUGUUAGCAUCUGUUCCAAGGGUCAGAGAGUUAGAAACAUGACAAUUUUCUGCUUCCUAAAUACAUUUAAAAAAAAUAGUAAGGUCACUUUAGAUGGUGUUUAGAGAUGUCAGAAAGUAAUGACAGUAUCUCGAGUGUCACUGUGGAAGGAUGGAGUCCAGGACACAUGAAUCCAAGGAUACUGCGCAUGGGGAACAGCAAUAUGAAAACAGAAGGGGACACGUGUGUAUGUUCCGACUGCAGGAGAGGCAUUUGCUAGGAGGGUGGGAAGUCAGGUAGGCGCUGGAGUUUAUCUAGCCUCAGAGGAAAAACACCGUGGAUGCUUAGAUAUCUCUUAAGUGCAGCAUAAGCACUUGAAGGCUUGAGGAAGGCUUCCACGAUACCUAAUCUUUUAUCUACACCUUCUUCCAUGUCCUCAACAAUCUCAAGAUGGAGUUUUGGGUCAUUCUGUAUGGACACAAGGAUGGAGAGGUGACUGCUAGUGACAGCAAGGUAGAGUUCAGAUGGGUCCCAACACCAGCCCCCUCUCCACUGGUCCUGCUCUUGUGUUCCUCAUGAAAUAGCCCACAGGAGAAACAAGCCUGCCGUUUGCUCAGGAGAGGAUGGGAGGCACAGUGCAUCCCUGCUGCCGACCGUGCAGGACUGCAGAAGCAAUAGGAAGGAUGUUUCAUUUCCCGUGAGAGCUCCAGGGUUGAGCCUGUUAUAGUAUAGAUCCUUGUGAGUCCAAAGAGAACCUCUUCAGGUCUGUUUCCAGAAGGUUUCUUGUAGGAAGUAUUCUGGAAUUUUGGUUUCUUUAAAAAACCACAGAAUUAUUAUUAGAAUAUGUUUUCAUUUUAAACCCAGGUGUGAAGAUAUGGGGCUGCUUUGCAGCAGCUGACUAUGAUUUACCUCAUACUGUAACAGAGGCAUAGAUUUGCCAACCCCUGUUGUGUGAUAUUUGGAAUUCUGGAGCCUUUCAGAAGGUAUAUAAAUGCUAGGGCCCCCAAGAGAUGGGGUUGGUUGUGGUUUGUUAGUACUUGUGCGCAAAGAAGAAACGAGAAGCAAGAAGUUACUCUCUCUCUCUCUCUCCUUUAUCCUUUCCUAUCUAGUGAUAGGAGAUAAAGCCAGGGGGGAUAAAGGGUGGGAAAAAGAAGAACCCACAAAUUACCUAAGAGUAGCUAUGGUUCCCAGUCUAUUCCUUGGAAGCCCUGAGAUAAGUACAAUGUCAUUGUCCAAGGAAAGGAAACUUAGGCAAGAAGUGGUGCAAGCAGAGAGCCUGCUCUCUUGCCCUUCUGUGCAGGAGAUCAUGGUGGGAAAAAAAAAAAAAAAGAAAGAAAGGCAGGUCCAGGUCUGUGGAGAUUACCUGGCAAGAAGCGCAGCAUAGACCACGCCGACUCUCCAGUUUCCACAGCUGUCUGUACAGCUGUCUGUGGGAGGAGCUGUUAGAAAGGGGCAUCUUCUCUGUUGGCAGAAGUGAGAUAGAUUCACUGAUAGGCACCAACCCAAUGUGCAUUAGAUUUAAAAUAGGCACAAGUGGCGGUCUCAGCGAGGAUGCCUCAGAGGUGUGUGCAAAGGGAGUGGCGGGGGAGGGGUACAGGAGAGUUAUAAACAUCCUUAAGGGAGUUUUGGGUGAGGCUGUUUGUCCUUGUCCAUCUUUCCUGUUUGGGCUCUCGUCCUACGUGAUCUUGGGCCCUCCUAGGCCAGCUCCACUCUUCUGGUCUAGUUCAGGAGGUGGAAGAAGUGUGGAGUCUUAGAACUAGAGAUCUAUGCCAAGAAAGGUAACUGCCAUUCCCCAUGCUAUCAGCGUGUGAAUCUUAGCCUAUUACAGGUCAGCUUGAGGCUACUUAGGAAGGUAAAGCAGAGCUGGGAGAUGGCUCAGAGGUUAAGAGUGCUUUCUGUUCCUCCAGAGGACCUGAGUUUGGUUCCCAGUACCACAUGCAACAACUCACAGCCUGCAACUCUGGCUCCAGGGGAUCUGGCAUGCUCUUUUGGACCCAUACAUGUGUGAUAAUGCUCUCUCUCUCUCUCUCUCUCUCUCUCUCUCUCUCUCUCAUGCACACACACACACACACACACACACACACACACACACACACACACAGGACCACCACCACCACACCCACACCACACAUGCACACAUACUCAGAGGUAAAGCAGGCUCUGCAAAUGCCAGCUAAGUCCAGGAUUGGAAGGACAGCUAUGCAGUGACGUUUCGGGAAGUUUCUUGUUUAGCUCACUUGGGUCAUGACACCUCCGCUAGAGAUACCUUAAGAAAACUUAAUUCUCAAGAAAAAAUACUUUUAUUUUGUUGUAUUUUAUACCAGGACUUAGAAGAAUCCAUGACUAACACAAUAUCAGUGAAGUUCAUUUCUUCUCUAAUUUAUCAAAUGCAGUUCCAGGUUCCUCUGGACAAAAGUGUGGCUAUGUGUGCUUCCCUAACUCCACAUUGGCAGCUAUGUCUUGAAUUCUCAGCAAGAAAUACAGUCUUCCAGUUUAGGAGCCAGCAGCUUGGGUCCCACGGUGACUCUACCGAGGAAGAAGGUGGCACGUUUAUUUUCUCUGCACAUGCUGAUUCUGUUAGUAAUCGGACGAGUCCUUGUUUUGGUCAGGGUUCUCUAGAGGAACAGAAACUUAUAGAAUGGAUAUAUAAUAUGGGAUUUAUUAGAAUGGCUUACAGGCUGAGUGUGGUUCAGCUAGUCCAUCAGUGGCUGUCUAAAAAUCUUAAUUACUUAAGGUUCUUCUAUAAGAAAUUAAGCAGAGCAUGGUAGCCCCGUGCCUUUAGUCCCAGCCCUUGGGGUACAGGAGCAGGGGGAUCUCCAUAACUUCAAGGGCAGCCUGGUCUAGAGAGUGAGUUCUAAGCUAGCUAGAGCUUUAUAACAAUACACAAACACAUAUUAAAAGUAUAAACAUAGGUCAUGAUAUACAAUAGUGGGGAAAAAAAGCAAAACAGGAAGUCUAUUCUUUAUUUUAAAAAGUCUCCAGUAGACAUGACUAACAAAGAAAAGUAGAAGAUGUAAAUUACCAAUAUGGGGAACAAAAAGGAGAAGACCACAGACUUGCAGACAUAAGCAUAUGCAAUUAUAAGACACAGGAAGCUCUAAGCAACACUACACACAAACUGCACAUCCAUCUAAGCAGUGCCAGUUCCUUGGAAAGCAGGAACACCCCAACAUGCCAAUAUGCAGGAAGAACUCUGUGACUAGCAAAAAAAAAAAAUUGUGGUGGCACAUGCCUUUAAUCCCAGCACUUGGGAGGCAGAGGCAGGCAGAUUUCUGAGUUUGAGGCCAGCCUGGUCUACAGAGUGAGUUCCAGGACAGCCAGGACUACACAGAGAAACCCUGUCUUGAAAAACCAAAAACAAACAAAAAACAAAAAGAACAAACAAAAACAAACAAACAAAAAUUAACCUUUAAUUUGGUGUGUGUGUGUUGUGUGUGUGUGUGUAUGUGUGUGUGUGUUUUGCUGGCAUGUGUUUGUACCACAGAUGCCUGAUGUCCCCUCUGAUUGGAGUUAUAGAUGUUUGUGAGCCAGCAUGUGGAUGCUGGGAAUUGAACCUGGGUCCUCCAGAGGAGCAGCCAGUGCCCUUGAGCAAUGAGUCAUUCAGUUAUGAACUCUUAAUUUUUAAAAUGCCCCCCCCCCAAAAAAAAUUCUUCAGGCCCAGCUGAUCUCCCUGGAGAGUUCAACCACACAUUUUAAGAAUUAAUAUCAAGGGGGCUGGCGAGAUGGCUCAGAAGGUAAGAGCACUGACUGCUUCUCCGAAGGUCCUGAGUUCAAUUUCCAGCAACCACAUGGUGGCUCACAGCCACCCAUAAUGAGAUCUGAUGCCCUCUUCUGGUGCGUCUGAAGUCAGCUACAAUGUACUUAUGUAUAAUAAUAAAAAUAAAAUCUUAAAAAAAAAGAAUUAAUAUCAAUAGUACACUUCAAAAAGGCAGAAGAAAAAGGAACACUUCCUUACUCUUUUAAUGAGUGUAAAAAAUGUAAGAUUUUAUAACAUCAAAAUCAGAGACAAUAUAAAGAGGAAAUCUGCAGACCAGUAUCUCUGAUUUUCUGUCUAACUGUUGUGUUAAUCAUUGAGAUUUCUCCUGCCUAAAUGUCUGUCCUGCUGAGGUUUCAACUUCUUUCUUCUUCCUGGACCGAUCCUUUCAUCAUUACAUAAUAUCUUUUCCUUUUCCUUGCAAUGUUCACCACUCUGAAACCCACUGUUUAUGAUAUUAAUGUAGUCCAUGAUCCUCGUUUGCAUUUGAUGUUUGCGAGGUAAAUCACUUUCCAGUUUUACUAUCAACCCACCUGUGGGGAGUAUAUGAAAUCCUUAGCGAAUGCUGCUGUUGACCUGAGUGAUGCCAAAGCCUCAGACCCAAGGGAAGGACAACGCCUUCCCCAGGAUUGAGGACAGAUGUUGACAGUGUGUGCGAAGGGUACUGACCACAGCUUCCUGAACAGACCAUGGCUUCCUCUUCCAGGUUAGGAUCCUGCAGCUUGAGACCAUUCCCCUGCAGUGACCCUCCACCAAAGUUAGCUUGCCUGCGCCCUUCUUCCUGCUGUGUAAAACACAGCUCCCAGUUCCAGGCUGCUGCUACAUCUCCAUUGGAGGGCACAGCUCACCUGAUCCAAGAUCUUUUGUAUGCUUGUGUUUCUUCAUUCCUUGUCACUUCAAUUAGGUUAAGCCCAAGACUUGGGCCUUGGCACCCACCUGUAUUAUUGUCACAUUCCUGGGACCAAAAUACCCAGCAGAAACAGGUUAAAGGAAGAAAGAUCUGCUUUGGAGCCUGGUUCCAGAAGAUCUGAGCUCAUGACGGAGGUACUUCACACUGCAGUGGACCAGGAGACGGAACAAAUCUGUAGCCUGUGGUCAAGCUUCUGACCUAUGUCUGCUGGCGAGGCCCCUCCUCCUAAAGGUUCCAGAACAUGAGCUCAUGGAAGCUGUUUCAGAGUCAGACCAUAGCACAACCUGUAUUAUCAUGUAUGCAUCUGUAUUGCUUCUAACUCUUAAAAACAGCGAUGUGUCUUAAUUAUAAGAGCACUGGGUUUCAUUGUGACAGUUUGGAUAGGCAGAUAACAGCUCUCGUCAUUGCCCUUCUUUCUCCCUGUUUCCUGUCCACUCUCCAGUAGACUUUUGUGUCAUCUUUAUUGAUUUAUUUUUUUCUAGGUUGCAUGCAUGAGAGACGCCAGGUGAGAUUUAAUUUUGUGAGGAUGUCUUAUUUUGUUUAACAUGGUGAAUUCCAGUUCUGCCCAUUUUCCUGUAAAUGAUCUUUUCAUUCUUUGUUGCGGCUAAUACACCACUAUGUACAUAUA
This is a messenger RNA of Mus musculus (house mouse), 7783 nucleotides long. It is a transcript of the gene Tuba8, whose product is annotated as tubulin, alpha 8. The record is from RefSeq and is a predicted model, not a curated record. The coding region runs from base 366 to 1517 and encodes 383 amino acids. The transcript is spliced from 5 exons. Gene Ontology annotation, biological process: microtubule-based process. Gene Ontology annotation, molecular function: GTP binding; structural constituent of cytoskeleton. Gene Ontology annotation, cellular component: cytoskeleton; microtubule; microtubule cytoskeleton. NCBI's taxonomy places the organism in Eukaryota, Metazoa, Chordata, Mammalia, Rodentia, Muridae.